UAGCAGCUUCAUAGCUUCAUCUGAGAAGAAGUUGAGCACAGAGGAGCUCCAGAACUUCAAGGAUUCGCCUUCAGGGCGUCCUACAUUCUCCUUCUUACACACACACACACACCGCAGGAGAAGGACGGAGGCUCUUGUAGGAAAAGCCGGGUGAUUGUAUCAUUUCUUGCAGUGUUGUUUUUUCUUUCCUCUCCCAUGAUGAGUGGAGCGACGUACGACAGGAAGCUAUCCGGCAUUUCCUCUGAUCUCUCCGGCUCCAUGAGCUGCCACCCGGGCUGCAAGGACUCUCCUACUCUGCCCGAGUCCUCAGCCACGGACAUGGGCUACUACACAGCCCACCAGGGUCAUCAUGACUACUACCCUGGCCAGGCGUACGCGCAGGCGCAGCACACCUCCUACCACCAGUUUAACGUGUGCGCUAUGAGCAGCGCGGCUCCGUACGGCGCCAAGGCCGAGUACCCCUACAGCCACCAGUACCGCCACCAGUACAGCCAGUACACCAGAGACGGACACACACCGCCCCAAAUCGCAGUGAAAGAGGAGCCGGAGACUGAAGUGCGGAUGGUGAACGGAAAACCCAAGAAAGUGCGCAAACCACGUACCAUCUAUUCCAGCUUCCAGCUCGCAGCGCUGCAGCGGCGCUUCCAAAAGGCGCAAUACCUCGCGCUCCCGGAGAGAGCGGAACUCGCUGCACAGCUCGGCUUAACUCAGACUCAGGUGAAAAUAUGGUUCCAGAACCGACGGUCCAAGUUCAAGAAGCUGUACAAGAACGGCGAGAUCCCUCUGGAUCACAGUCCCAACGCCAGCGACUCCAUGUCCUGUAACUCCCCGCCCUCGCCCGCGCUCUGGGACACCGGCGCGCACGCGAACCCAGUGAUCCGCGGUCACGUGACGCCGGUCGCGCUCAGCUCGUCCACGACGCCGCCCUACCCGGAAGACUACAGCGGCGCGUGGUACCAGCAGCACGCCGGGGCCCCGCAAAGCGUCUACUGAGCACCAGCACACAGACUUUCACUGCAAGAGUUUAAUAUAAAAACAAAUCAAGGGACUCGACUUUAUUUUUGCAAUCUUUCUAGGCCUAUAGGCUACACGAGCACACAGGAUGUUCAUACAAAGAUAAGCUGGAAAAGAGACAACAACAACAACAACAACAAGAAGCAACGCGUGCUGAAAACACUUGAUCGUUUUUUUUCUCUGAAAAACAGUGACUGAUUAACAGUUUGAUCAGCCUGAGAGAGAAGAGACGAAAAGACAUUGUGUUGCAGCAAUAUUUCACUCUAUGCAGAUCCUAGGCCUAAAGUUAUAUGGUGUGGUUUUUAAAUUAUUUUACUUACUCAAUCCCUUAUUCAUAUUGAUGUUUACGGAUAGCAAUGUUCAAAUAAACUAUUUUGUUUUUGUUUACAUAAGAAAAAUAGCUACAAAACAGUAGUCCCCCUACCACAAUGUCACACCGCUUCAGAGACUCAGGACAUAGACUAAGUUAUAUCAAUUUGUACAAAAUGUAACUUGUGUAUAUAUAGUAUAUAUAUAAUGUGUGUGUGUGUGUGUGUGUGUGUGUGUGUGUGAGAGAGAGAGAGAGAGAGUGUGUUUAGAUAAAACGAAACCACUAAACAAUAUUGUUUAUAAGCCCUUGCGUUUUAUAGAGGAAUCUCGUGCUUUUAUUGUAAUGUUGUUCCAUGAAUAAAUGCAAAUCUGAACACAUGUAAA
Neoarius graeffei (lesser salmon catfish) is the source of this 1707-nucleotide messenger RNA. It is a transcript of the gene dlx3b, whose product is annotated as distal-less homeobox 3b. The transcript is spliced from 3 exons. Gene Ontology annotation, biological process: regulation of transcription by RNA polymerase II; embryo development; epithelial cell differentiation. The record is from RefSeq and is a predicted model, not a curated record. Gene Ontology annotation, molecular function: RNA polymerase II cis-regulatory region sequence-specific DNA binding; DNA-binding transcription factor activity, RNA polymerase II-specific. Lineage: Eukaryota; Metazoa; Chordata; Actinopteri; Siluriformes; Ariidae. The coding region runs from base 196 to 993 and encodes 265 amino acids.